Labrus mixtus (cuckoo wrasse) is the source of this 2952-nucleotide messenger RNA. RefSeq names its product fignl1 interacting regulator of recombination and mitosis (gene firrm). The transcript is spliced from 23 exons. The record is from RefSeq and is a predicted model, not a curated record. Lineage: Eukaryota; Metazoa; Chordata; Actinopteri; Labriformes; Labridae. Bases 184 to 2787 code for a protein of 867 amino acids.
AUGAUUUUGGGGUGAAGCUAAUGCUUUUCAUGCUUUUCCCAAACUACUGUAAUCCUGGCAUAUUUGUCAGCUUUAUACAGUGGAAAUUAAUUGACUGUGGUUUUCCUUGACUCUUUGCACUCUCUUCAUUAUAAGUCGGAGAGUUGGGAUGAACAUAUACGUAUUCUGAAGAUAAUUACAGACAUGUUCCUCCCUCACAUUGGCUUGUCAGAGUUGGAAGAUGAGUGCUUCUCCAAAAUCUUACCAAAGGCAGUUACCAUGUUUGACAGCAUGAUGAAAGAAAUCUUGGACCAGGUUGGAGGGCUGUCGAGUCAAAACACAGAACUGUGUGCCUUACUAAGGAACAUCCUGCAGGCAAUGAUGCAGAUAAUUGAUGCCCUAUCCUCUUGCGUGCGUCACAUUGGCACAUUUGAGGAAGCUCCUGACCUAGAUGCAAUCCGUUCAUUACCUACAUGUAUCCUGAAAGUCCUGAGAGAAACUUUUCAGCACUGCAAGGAGAGUGAGGUGCUUUACUGUGGCCGUCUGUCCCUGGUGGCUGACCUGCUGCAGGGACUCUUUAAAGAGGCUUAUUCCCUCCAGAAGGGUUUGUUGGAGCUGCUGGACAGGAUCACCCUCGACAGCAGCGCCUCAGAGGAGGAAGUCUCUGAUAUUAUAACAGUGAUUCACAGCCUCCUGGAUAUCUGCUCUAUCAUCUCCAACCUGGACAUAGCCCUGCAUGCAAACACGUGGAAAUUCCUCAUCAAACAGAGUUUGAAAUACCAGACGUUGGUUGAGGAACAUCUACAUCACGAGGACAUUAGCAAAAGCCUGUGUGACAACCUGUUAGCAUGUUUCUACAACUGUGUGGAGCUGGCUGAACAAAUGAAAAAUGCUGGUCUGCAGGAGGCAACACAAAGUCCAGAGUUCAAGCUGUUCCAGAAAACUGCAAAGAUGUGUCGAUUUUUUGCCAACACUCUGGUUCAUUACCUAAAAGAAUUCAAAUGUUUCCUGACAAAGUUUUGCAGCUUUUUUCACCAACUCUACCUCCAGAUUAUCAGUAAGUUCCCGCCCAGCUUGUGUGCACCAACUCUGCCCAUGGCUUUGUCUGAGGAGCUGAAUGCAGCCGCUAUGGUUCCCAUGGAUGCCCUCCUGCUACAGCUGCUGCCACUAAGGCCCUUUGCAGAAGUUGUUCUCCUCAAGGACCAACAGCUAAGUCCUGAACAUGAGCUCCCUCAGUGUCUUCUGCUGGUCAAUGUCCUGGGUAAGCUCAACUCCCAACCAGAGGAGGUGCUGCAGCUCUGGUACACUGGCAGCCAGUUCUCAGAAGAGACACCAAGGCUUCCUCUCUACCAGGCCUUGUUCACUAGUUCAAGGGGAUGCUAUAUUGAACGUCAGGUCCCAGUGCUCCUGCCAGGGGUUAUGAUGAAGGGUCAGGCCCAGGUCAAGGUCACUCUACACCAACACAUCUGUGUGCAACUCUGUGCCAACGUGGCUGCACUUCCUCAAGCGUACUUCCCUGUACUGGAGCGUUGUUUAGUCGAUGCUUUACUGCAGGCUGACACUCAGACAGCUUUACUGGCAACCGAUGUGUGGUGCUUCACUGCACGGUAUGGAACAGCAGAACUUUGUCUCCAUCACGUCCUCCUCAUUGCUCAGCUGGUGAAAGCUUGCAGCACCGAGUGUUACCAGUUGUUCCACCUGGGCCUGCUGCUCAAACGCAUGGUUUUCCUCAUGACGCCAAACCACCAGAUGGAGCUGGUGAUGCACUUCCCACCAUCUGAGGUGGAAAACCUCUCAGUAUGGAGACACGUCCUGGUCAGGGCUCUGUCAUGCGAUGCUCGUCACCGUGUAGAGACCGACAUCAUUGGCCUUGCUCAAAAAGCUCUGACUGACUGGCAGAACGGGGGGUACAAACUAGGACAAGUGGACAAAGUGAAUGUGGCGCUGUUACCCCUCCUUGUGGUGAUUGGAGGGCAGUCAUCUCCUGAGGAGCAGUGUGUCCUGUCCUCAGUGAGGAUUAUCACACAGCUCUGGUUAAGAAUGAGUCCAGAACAGGUGAAAACCCACUCUGUGCUCCAGUGUACUCUGCAGCUGCUCCUCUCUAUAUCAGCCAUUUUAGUGAAAGACAUUGAACAUCAAGUCAUUCUGCAGGCUCUGUUGUGUGUGGAGACCAUGGUGUCUCAGAAGUGUACAGAUCAGCUGCUGCUGGCUGCUCUGGCGUUUCUCUGUUCCCUGGGGAAGAUCUUUAUUCCUCCUGACAGCCAGAGUCAAAUUCUGCCGAGACUGAGCCACCUGUUUGGAGUCGUGUUGUCUGAGAGAUCCUGGCUACUACAUCAGCACGCUCUGGAGGCCUUUUCUCACUUUGCAGAGAUUACAAACCACGAAGAGGUCAUUUCCCAGAGUUUGUGUGAAGAAGAAACAAAGACAAAAGUUGUGAACUAUCUUAGCAAGACUGUGAAUGCACAGGAAGAUGUGGUGUCGCGGCUGCAGAGGCUCAGGCUGCAGACUGUUGUUAUUGAGCAACACAACAAGAGGCUGGAGAACAACAUAGAAAGUGCUUCUGACAAAGUGGCUGCUCAAGUCAUUGCAGGUCCAGAACCAUGCCCGAAAAGAGCUCGUCAGGAGAACAGUGCAGAGGAGGAGUACAGCCGCUACAUCCAGACCGCUGAGAGUGCCCUGAAAGCCCUUCACACUCUUAUUGAGGGUAAGGCUAACUCCACUGCACCACCUCCACAGUGGCUGGAGUCCAGACUACAGGAGCUGCAGAACCUCAUAACCAACAUCAGUACAGCUAGACCCAACACCUAGCUGAUCUGGUUUCUUUAGAGUACCCACAACUUCUUUACUGUACAGAACAUCUUCAUCAGUCUCUGUACACAUGUUGCUGCGGUUUAAAACUUUCCCUUUCCUUUUUUAACUUGUCUGUGGUCAGUCACGUUUGUUCUUGUUUAUUAAACUUUUUUGAAUAUAGAA